AACAAGAAACAGAGCCAUCAAGCACAAGGGAAAGGAAAAAUCCCUGAGGUCGGCACAGGAUGCAAAUGACUCCUAAAACAAAAACACAUCACUGAAAUGAUCUCCUGGGGAUGGAACAGGAUGAGCCAGAAUGCAGCCUGAGAUCCUCAGGCAGAGCGUUUACUGUCAAACCAGGUGUGCGUGGAUGUGACUUUGAUCAGGCGGUCUGCGGGGCCGCAGCCGAGGGGGACGUGGUGGUCGGGAUAAUGUUACCGUGUCAUCAGAAAGUGUCUGCUCUUCAGGACCGGCUCAUACCUGAAAGCUUCCACUGCUCUUAUUUCGAUCUGGAGACCUUCAUGUUAACUUUGGCCACCAUCCAUGAAAUCGAGGAGGUCAACUCAUCAGGCUUCCUCCCUGGAGUGCGUCUUGGAUAUCUGAUGUGUGACACGUGCUCGUAUGCCAGCAAAGCUCUGCAGAAUGUGGAGCACAUGCUCGCCGUCAACUCGUCUCUGAGUGUGAAGUGUGACUACUCCAACUUCAGACCAACAGUCAAGAUCAUUUUAGGAGCGUUGUACUCUGAAGUGUCCAUCGCUGUGGCCAGACUGCUGAAUGUCUACAUGGUCCCUCUGCUGAGCAGCACAUCAUCUUCCCCAGAACUGAGCGAAAAGACACGCUUCCCAGCUUUUCUCCGCACCAUCCCCAGUGACAUCCACCAGACCAAAGCCUUGGCGAGCAUCAUGCUUCACUUCGACUGGAACUGGGUCGGGGUCGUGUACGGGGAUGAUGAUUACGGCAGAGCGGCUUUCCAGAGCUUCCUGUGGGACGCCGAGGCAAACGGAGUGUGCUUGGCCUACCAGGAGGUUCUGCCUCAUUACCUGGGUCACUCAGACAGCAGCCGGCGCAUCAGACAGGUCGCCCAGCACAUCCGCUCCUCCACUGCUCAGGCGGUCCUGCUGAUCCUCAGGGCAGAGCUGGUCAGUGCCCUCUUUAAGGAAAUGAUCAAGACCAACACCUCUAGGACCUGGGUCGCCAGUGACUCCUGGUCCAGCAGUUGGUCCCUCGCCAAAAUGGAUGGCAUCAAUAAGGUCGGAGACAUCCUGGGCUUCACCUUUGUCGCAGGCAGGAGUGAAUCAUUUGAUAAUUAUCUCAAGAACCUCACAGCAACCCCGGGAGGACACAAUCACUUCAUCGAAAAAUACAAGAACCUCAGAUUCAACUGUACUCCAGAGUGUUUCUCAAGCCAGCCUCCACCUUACUGCCCUCCAAAUGACCUUCUGAGCAUCAAAUCUGCUGAAGCAUGCACCAUCACGGAUCCCCAAGAGCAAAACGAUGACUUUCUAGUGACUGCUCUGGAUACAAGCAAGGCCUUCCCGAACAGGAUCGCUGUGUGGGCCGUCGCUAAUGCUCUGAAAAAGCUACUGCAGUGUAACAGCUCCUCGUGUUCUGGAGAGACCGACUUCCCACCAUGGCAGCUUCUUAAAGAACUGAAGACGGUCAAGUUCCAGCUCGACAACCAGGAGUUCUUCUUUGAUGAAAAUGGUGAUUUCUUGAACGGUUAUGAUGUGCUCAUGUGGGAAGAAGAAGGAAACCACAGGAGAAUAAGAAGGAUUGGGAAAUACCACAUCGAGGGUGAACGGAUUGAGCUCCUUGAGAAGAAUUUAAACUGGAUCUCGUCGACCAACAGCACGACUCCUCGGUCUCGAUGCUCAGAGCACUGCGCCCCUGGCUCGGUGAAGAAGAUCCUGAAUGUAUCCUGCUGUUAUAACUGCACUCUAUGUGCAGAGGGGACCUUCUCAGAUGACUGGGAUCUCAAUGUCUGCAAAAAGUGUCCCAAUGGAACGUGGUCUCUGAAGGGUUGGACUAAGUGCAGGCCACGAUGGGAGUCCUUCCUGCAGUGGAGUGCUCCUCAUCCCAUCAGCAUGAUGGUAGCUGCAGUUUUUGGUAUCCUGCUCUUGUUUGUCGUCCUCAUCGUCUUCUUGGUGUACAGAAACUCUCGUCCUAUGAAAAGAGCUGAGGUGAGACUGUCCUGUGUGAUGAUGGCCGGUCUAACAGUCAGCUUUGCGAGCGUCAUAUGCUUCAUGGGCAGGCCCAGUGUGCACCUGUGCCGGGCCCGUCAGGUGAUGUAUGCCAUGGGCUUUACCCUGUGUGUGUCCUGCAUCCUGGUCAAAGCUUACCGGAUCUUCCUGGUUUUCCUUCCCUUUGGUCAGAUCGCACACAGGCGGCUUUUCAAAGUUUACAAACCGCCUGUCAUCAUCAUCGUCAUGACUUCUCUGCAGAGCAUCAUCUGUCUUCUCUGGCUUCUGUUUGACUCUCCGGAUAUAGAUAACACUCCUCCGUCCCCACAGAGCAUGAAGAAAGUGCUCAAGUGCAGUGAAGGCUCUACGUUCAUCGGUUUUGGCUUGAUGUUGGGCUACAUCGCUCUGCUAGCUUUGAUCUGCUUCCUCUUGGCCUUCAAAAGCAGGAGCGUUCCUCAGGAGUUCAGUGAGACGGGCUACAUCAUCUUCAGCAUGCUGAUGUAUCUGUUUGUGUGGGUGUGUUUCAUCCCUGUCUACAUCACCAACAAUGAACAAGCGACUUCAGUGCAGGCUUCAGCCAUUCUGGUUUCCACUUACGGCAUCAUCUUCUGCCACUUUUUACCCAAGUGCUAUGAAGCCCUGUGGAGGACCGAGACAGACAUGCUGGGGAAUAUUCUGAAGAGAUGGAGAGACAUGUCUCGUCCAAACCUCGACUCAGACACAAAGGUGGACAUUGUAGUCAACUCAGCGUUUCAAAAGAAUAAUAGGUUUUCUGUGACAAGUACAACAACCAUCCUGAGGAGCCCAGACACGCUGAGUCCUUAUCCUGAGGUGUUCACACAGCCAGCAGCCAUUGAAAGGAUUCCCCCUCAUCCUCUGUCUAACAUGCUCGAGCCAAGAAGGAUCCGGAGACGCAGGAGUGUAUCCUGCUGAAGCUGGUUCGGAUAAAACGAACACACCGUACUGAUGUUUUAUUGUACUGUGCUUGAAUGCUAAUCUUAAUCUAUUGUCUGCUGAAAACUCUUGUAUUCUUCUACAAAUAGAAGACCAAGCUGACUCUUUGUAUUGUAUACAACUAACAGUGAUAUUAAACAACAAUGUGUUUUAAAGUCUGAAUUGUCUUCAUCACAUGAACAAUGAUUAAAAACAGAGCUGACUUGAUGUGUCAA
Molecule: messenger RNA, 3163 nt
Organism: Notolabrus celidotus (New Zealand spotty)
Lineage: Eukaryota; Metazoa; Chordata; Actinopteri; Labriformes; Labridae
Product: G-protein coupled receptor family C group 6 member A
Exons: 7
Coding region: 111-2927 (938 amino acids)
Biological process (GO): G protein-coupled receptor signaling pathway
Cellular component (GO): membrane
Molecular function (GO): G protein-coupled receptor activity
Source: RefSeq, a predicted model, not a curated record